This is a messenger RNA of Ipomoea nil (Japanese morning glory), 1383 nucleotides long. Its product is annotated as transmembrane protein 45A-like. The transcript has a single exon. The coding region runs from base 104 to 1069 and encodes 321 amino acids. The record is from RefSeq and is a predicted model, not a curated record. NCBI's taxonomy places the organism in Eukaryota, Viridiplantae, Streptophyta, Magnoliopsida, Solanales, Convolvulaceae.
AUCUCACCACCCCAGCCUCAAAUUUUCCCCUCCCUCUCUCUCUCUCUCUCUACACAGAACUUCUAGACCAAAAAACCCGCAGACCAGACAGACAAUCUAAGACAUGGGUACAUUGGUGGGGCAUGUUGCACCAGGUUUUGGUUUCUUUGUGAUUGGGCUAUGGCAUCUAUUGAACCACAUAAGGCUCCAUGCUCUCCACCCAAAAGCUUACACUUCUCUCCCAUGGUUCCCCACUCCAAGAAUCAAAUACUUGGAGCUUUUCUUGAUCAUGGGUGGCUGCUUAGGUUCCAUAUCCAUGGAGCUUUUCAUAGGCCCGGCUAGGCACCAGCCGUUAGACCUAGAUGGGACCAUACCCUCUAACCAUCUCCACAACUUCGAGCACUCAAACAUCUCCCUCACCUUCCUCGUCUACGCCGUUUUCUCCGUCCUCCUGGACAAAACCGCGGCACCGGCAAAGUUCCAGCUGACGCAAUUCCUCGGCGCCAUGGCUUUCGCCCAGCAGCUCCUCCUCUUCCACCUCCACUCCGCCGACCACAUGGGGGUGGAAGGCCAGUACCACUGGCUCCUCCAGGCCGUCAUCUUCGUGUCCUUAGCCACCACCCUUCUCAGCAUCCCUUUCCCCCGCAGCUUCCUCACCGGCUUCGUGAGGUCCGCCAGUAUUCUCCUCCAAGGCGUGUGGUUUAUGGCGAUGGGCUUCAUGCUCUGGACGCCGGAGCUUAUCCCCAAAGGCUGCUUCAUCAACUCCGAGGAGGGACACCAGGUGGUGCGCUGCCACGCCCACGGAGACCUCGAGCGGGCCAAAUCGCUCGUCAACAUUCAGUUCAGCUGGUACGUAAUCGCCGUCACCAUUUUCGCCGUCGCCGCAUACUUGGCGCUCCUCAAGAUUUACGACCAAAAAGUGGAGUACCAGUCUCUGGCGACGAAACUGGACGACCAAGACGACGAAACUACAAUAGAAAUUGAAGAUGUUGAGGCGCAGAAGAGAGACGACAAAGCUGCGCGAAACGGCGAGUCAAAGAGGUUUCUUGAAAUGGGCAAGUUUUUUGCGUCUUCGGACAUGGAGAGGUGAAAGAAUUAAACAUUAGUGUUUGGAUAAAGGUGUGUUAAUUGUACAAAAUUAUAGAUAAUUAUGAUUUGGUUAGGUGGAUUGUGUUCAAUUUGUUUAAUUAAGCCCAUAAUAAUUGAUUAUUGGCUCGCUCAAGGAAAAGAAGUAGAAAAAAAUAUAAAUUAAUAAAAAAGAUUGAAAAUUUGGUGUUGGUGUGUGGUCAUAAAUUAUGACUUGUCGUGUAGACAUUAGAGGGUGAAUGGAGAGACACCCAUUAUAUUGUAUUUGUUUGUACAAAGAAAAAGAAAUUGAUUAUACACAUGUUUAUUUCUUAUUUA